Molecule: messenger RNA, 498 nt
Organism: Nannizzia gypsea CBS 118893
Lineage: Eukaryota; Fungi; Ascomycota; Eurotiomycetes; Onygenales; Arthrodermataceae
Product: ATP synthase F1
Exons: 6
Coding region: 1-498 (165 amino acids)
Biological process (GO): proton motive force-driven ATP synthesis
Molecular function (GO): proton-transporting ATP synthase activity, rotational mechanism
Source: RefSeq, a predicted model, not a curated record
AUGUUCUCUCUCCGCUUCGCCAGACCAGCCUUCAGGGCCGGAGCCACCGCUCUCCGCGCUCCUCUGUCCCAGAGAACCUACGCCACGGCUGUUGCAGACAAGCUAAAGCUUUCUCUCGUCCUGCCCAAGGAGACCAUCUACAAGUCCGCUGAUGUCGUUCAGGUCAACAUUGCCGCUGAGUCCGGUGACAUGGGUAUCCUCUCCAGCCACGUUCCCAGCAUCGAACAAUUGAGACCCGGUCUCAUCGAGAUCAUCGAGGAGGGUGGCCAGACCAAGAAGUUCUUCCUUGCUGGUGGAUUCGCCGUCAUGCAGCCAGACUCUAACCUCAACAUCAACGCCGUCGAGGGUUUCCCUCUCGAGGACUUCAGCGCCGAUGCCGUCAAGUCCCAGCUGGCUGAGGCCCAGAGACUCGCCACCGGUACUGGAAGCGAGAAGGAAAUUGCCGAGGCCAAGGUCCAGGUAGAGGUCCUCGAGAGUCUCCAGGCUUCUUUGAAAUGA